AUUGGUCUGAAAAGAAGUAGAAGGAAAAUCAAAAGGAUUGUUUUUUUCUUUGUUUUUUUUUCAUAUUUGGUUGCAAAGCUUGUGUAAUUCCAUGGCGUUUUUGGUUUUCUUUGGAUUUUUGCUGCUAAAGUUUAGUUUUUUCCUGUAAAGGUCUAGGCUUUUGCAAUGCUCCCAUGAGCUUGUAUAUGUCAAUGUGUCUUCCAAGGAUAUGGAUUUCUUGUGGAUUGAUAACUUGGGAGCAAUCCUAUCAUGUUCUGGCAACGUUUUAAGACACCUAAUAUGUUUUUUUUUCCUCUGUGUCGAACUGAGGAGAACAUACAUUUGUUUCCGCAGUUUGAUUUUGCGUCGUGCAAUUCUCCGAGCUCUGGAUACAGUUUUCUAAAUCAGGAGUUGAAAUAUAGGGUUUAUCUGCGGCCAGGCCAGAAAUAUGGGACAAAGGAAUAUGAUGGUUGAUUUAGAAAUGCAACAGCAGUCUCAAGGCUAUGUACAACCAGAGUCUUGCAUCUUUUUAGGCAGUGUAACUAGCUUUGCUCAACCCGAUAUUCCUGGAGUGAUCACAGCCUCUGGAAAUGUUCCAAAUCUAGAAGCUCAUCCGUAUGACAAUGCCUUGUUCUAUGGGAACCCUCAUUACCAUGGUGGUCAGCAUCUGCAUCACCAUGCUUCAAGUCUUGAUGUGGGCAUUUCAACUGCACCGAAUUUGUAUCACCCUUAUGUGACUUUCCAUCAUCCGCCGAGCCAGUUGCCAUCUUCUAGCAGUCACGGUGACGUUGGAGCAACUUCUGAUGAAUAUGAGAGGAAUGCUCAUCUUAUGGAUCCCACAAGAGGGUCAUAUAAAAGAAAGAAUGUGCAAGGAACACAUGGGAAUACUCAGUAUUUAAGUACCAUACCAGCUCCUAGAUCUUUAUCCCCUUUAAAUGCAACAACCGAGCCAGCAACUUUCUCGUUGCCACAGUUUAGGGGGGCUGGUAGUAACUCACAACUUGGUCAGAGAAGGGAGAGGAACAGACCAGGAGCUGUAAUGAUAGAUCCUGUCCUGUCUCAUGGUCAGAACAACGUCAUUCAAGGAAACUAUGCAGGUCAGCCUUUGCCACUGCCAGGGUCUACCUGGUUUAACCAGCAUCAGACGAGCAAUGGCAGAUCUGAUGGAUGGACCCAUUCACUUCCUGUACCUUAUAUGCCAGGUAGCAGUGUUGUCUCUGGUUCCACAGAGUCUGGGAACUUAUGCCUUCCGAGAUAUCAUGAAUCAUCAUCCGAAUAUCCUUCUCCGCUAAACCCUAGUCACCACCACUAUUUUAGUCACCACCUAUCGCCUCCGCACAUUCAAGGAGUAGUAAGAAGCCAUAAUUCCACAGUAUACCCUCCCAUGGCCUUUGCUUCAUACGGAGUUCGUGCCAACUAUGACCCUAGAAGCAAUAUGCAUGACGCUUCAGAGAUAGGUUCAACUCAUGUGGGACCAAUUCUCAGACACGGUGGAACCCCUCACCUCAGGAUCAUGCCGGCUGAUGAAGUUGCUCUGUUGGAGGUAGAAGAUUUCUACGGCACUGGAGAUUACGCCGACCAUCAUAGAGACAUGCGCUUGGACAUAGAGGACAUGUCUUACGAGGAGCUCCUUGCCUUGAGCGAGCGUAUUGGAAGUGUGAACACUGGUUUGCCAGAGGAAAAAGUGCACAGAAAUAUGAAGACAAGAACCUAUUUAUUGAGCAGAAUCAACCUUGAAGAGGCUCCACCGGCCGAUCUGGAAACCGGUUCUUGCACAAUAUGCCAGGAAAACUUCAACAACCAAGAGAAGAUCGGAACCUUGGAUUGCGGGCACGACUACCAUGCAGAAUGCUUGAAGAAGUGGCUGUGUAUCAAGAACGUUUGCCCAAUCUGCAAAUCCGAGGCCAUUGCCAUGUAGAACGAGGAGGUAUAGGAUGGCUUUAUCUAUAUCAGUUUAUAUAUGGAAAAGAAAGAGAGAGAGAACUGAGUGGGGGGCAUUUUCUGCUGCUACAGAAUCUGUAAAUUUGUACUUUGGUGCACAUAAUCUUGUUAAACAGCUAAGCUCUUAGGGUUGGCAUGCCAUUUGUUUUCUUGACUCCGAUUCUAAGAAAAACUGUACAGCCUUCUUUGGUUCUUUGUACAUCUUGGUUGCUCUCUUUUCAUGAUGAUCCUUCUUUGCCCUUUU
Messenger RNA from Tarenaya hassleriana, 2164 nucleotides. RefSeq names its product E3 ubiquitin-protein ligase arkadia-C-like. The coding region runs from base 428 to 1897 and encodes 489 amino acids. Gene Ontology annotation, cellular component: nucleus. Gene Ontology annotation, molecular function: ubiquitin protein ligase activity. The record is from RefSeq and is a predicted model, not a curated record. The transcript is spliced from 6 exons. Lineage: Eukaryota; Viridiplantae; Streptophyta; Magnoliopsida; Brassicales; Cleomaceae.